GCCCUGGUCCAUCGCGCGCAGAGACGAAAUCACGGAGAUGAGGCGAGCACUUCUCGUGCUCCUCAGCCUCGCGCUUUGCGCCGCACAAACGUCUGACAGCGAUGUUCUUUUUCCAGCUCCGUUUUUUGACGAAGGCGAGAAUUUGAGUAGCCAGAAUUGUGGAAACGAAACAGCUUGGAACCAAUCGGCCGUUUUCAUUAAACACUCUCAUACUGGAGAACAUUGCUAUUUUUUUAUACCAAUUUCUCAAAGGACUCUACUUGGAUUAGGUAUUUGCCCUCUCUUCGAUCAAAGUGAUACGUAUUUUCUAGAGGUGUUUCCGAAUUAUUGUCAUGGGCGCACAGCAAGCAAAGAAUGCUCCGGUGUUUCAGCCAAAAUACUGGACCUAAUUGACAUUGCUACACAACCAUAUAAAGGAUUCGCUUUCAAGAUAUUGAUAACGGAGACAAUGCCAAGUGUGAUUUCUCCCGUUUGUUUGUUUAACCGUGACAACGCAAUGGACUCGCAAUUUCAAAGAGAAUCGCCCUACUUUGAAUGGUCAGCAUGGAACGAUAAUCCACCUAUCCCAAAAAAUGUGACGGGCCAAAGCAACUGCAAAACGGUUCUAAGCAGCUAUGAUUGGAGUUACUUGGAUAAUUAUGACAUUCCCAUCCAGAAUGUCCUGUGUGUCAAGAGUGGCAGAUAUCACGAUUACCUCAUCAAUUUUUACAAAGGACGAUAUUUCUUGAGAGGAGUUCAAUAUUAUCGGACAGAACAUUUUUACACUGACAUAUUGCCAUACAUUGACGAGAUCGCAAGACACGCAAGAGACAUUUCUGUUUUACGCCCGAUCCCUCCGACAAAACCACCGAGAGGAUUCAAAAACCCCGGAAACGUCAGUUUCCCAAACUGUGGAUGGAAACAGACUUCAACAAGAAUAAGACGAGGAAAUGAAGGUUCUUCCGAAGAUUUCCAACCGAGUAAACUUAUUUUCGGCGGAAACGUAGCUCACAUACGCAGCCACCCGUGGCAUGCUUCCAUUGAGAAUGAGGUGACUGGACAAACCUGUGGCGGGACAUUGAUUUCACUGAGAGCAGUUUUGACUGCUGCACAUUGCCUUCACGGAGCAAAAGCAAAGGACUUCAGAGUUACAGUUGGGAUGGAUGAUAAAAGAAAAAGAAGAGCUCCUGGCGUUCAGACAAGAAAGGUUAGAAGUCUGAUCAUGCACCCAAAAUAUGACCCUGCGGAACUCAACAGUGACGUCGCACUCAUGAUUUUGAAGAAAAAAUUUAAUAUAACCGACGAUGUCCGACCGAUUUGCUUGUGGAACGACGACUCUGACUCUAACUUGGCUCGCGUGGCUGAAACUGAAGCUAUGGCGGUUGGAUUUGGGCUUGUCGACAACCACACGCGCACAGACAUACUGCAAGAGGCUCGACUGCCGAUUAGAGGUCACAAAGAGUGCUACUUGUCAAGCAGGAGGUUUUUUGGGAAAUAUUUGCGGCCAGGGGACAAUUUUUGCGCUGGCUUCACGAACGGAACGACCGUCUGCAACGGGGACAGCGGAGGUAGCCUUUCCGUGAAAAAAGACGGCCGUUGGUUCAUCAGGGGCAUUGUCAGCUUUGGAAUGUCGAAAAAAGUCAUGUUUGAGGGCGAAGAAAGAUCCUUCUGUCACCCAAAUCAAUAUGCAUUGUUCGCUGACGUCGCAAGUUACGUGGACUGGAUCGUGGGAAACACCCCGGAAAUUUCUUUCCGAAAUUAUAAAAGGGAAAAAGGGAUUGAUAUUUCCGAUAUUUAUUCAAUAAAAAAAUUUAGAUAUAAUUAAUAAUAAUCUCUUAUCAUAAUAUUUUUUCUAUGGGUUGUUCAGAAUAAAUUGUUUUAAAAGUUUUCA
Molecule: messenger RNA, 1870 nt
Organism: Cloeon dipterum
Lineage: Eukaryota; Metazoa; Arthropoda; Insecta; Ephemeroptera; Baetidae
Exons: 12
Coding region: 38-1804 (588 amino acids)
Biological process (GO): proteolysis
Molecular function (GO): serine-type endopeptidase activity
Source: RefSeq, a predicted model, not a curated record